Phyllostomus hastatus (greater spear-nosed bat) is the source of this 933-nucleotide messenger RNA. RefSeq names its product olfactory receptor 2A5-like. Gene Ontology annotation, molecular function: G protein-coupled receptor activity; olfactory receptor activity. The transcript has a single exon. Lineage: Eukaryota; Metazoa; Chordata; Mammalia; Chiroptera; Phyllostomidae. Gene Ontology annotation, cellular component: membrane. Bases 1 to 933 code for a protein of 310 amino acids. The record is from RefSeq and is a predicted model, not a curated record. Gene Ontology annotation, biological process: G protein-coupled receptor signaling pathway.
AUGAUGAAAAAUCAGACAUGGGUGGCAGAAUUCAUUCUCCUGGGAUUCCCGCUCAGCCCAAGGAUGCAGAUGCUCCUCUUUGGGUUCUUCUCCCUGUUCUAUGCCUUCACCCUGCUGGGCAACGGGGUCAUCCUGGGGCUCAUCUCACUGGACUCCCGCCUGCACACCCCCAUGUACUUCUUCCUCUCCCACCUGGCCAUUGUUGAUAUUUCGUAUGCUUCAAGCAAUGUCCCAAAGAUGCUGGAAAACUUUCUGAGCAAGAAAAAAACUAUCUCCUUUGUCCCUUGCAUAAUACAGACCUUUUUAUACAUGGCUUUUGCUCACACUGAAUGCCUCAUCUUGGUAAUGAUGUCCUAUGAUCGGUACGUGGCCAUCUGCCACCCCCUCCAUUACUCUGUCGUCAUGAGCUGGAGAGUGUGCAUGGUCCUGGCGGCCACAUCCUGGGCAUGCGGCUCCCUCCUGGCUCUGGUCCAUGUGGUUCUCAUCCUCAGGCUGCCUUUCUGCGGGCCUCGUGAAAUCAACCACUUCUUCUGUGAGAUCCUGUCUGUCCUUAGACUGGCCUGUGCGGACACUGGGCUCAACCUGCUUGUCAUCUUUGCUGCCUGUGUGUUUAUCUUAGUGGGGCCCCUGUGCUUGGUGCUGGUCUCCUACACGCGCAUCCUCUUUGCUGUGCUGAGGAUCCAGUCUGGGGAGGGCCGCAGGAAGGCCUUCUCCACCUGCUCCUCCCACCUCGGCGUGGUGGGGCUCUUCUUCGGCAGCGCCAUCGUCAUGUACAUGGCCCCCAAGUCCAGCCAUCCUGAGGAGCAGCAGAAGGUCCUUUUCCUGUUUUACAGCCUUUUCAACCCCAUGCUGAACCCACUGAUCUACAGCCUGAGGAACGCAGAGGUCAAGGGUGCCCUGCGGAGAGUGAAGUGGACCCAGAAAUCCGUGUGA